Messenger RNA from Fundulus heteroclitus (mummichog), 1262 nucleotides. RefSeq lists its product as uncharacterized. Gene Ontology annotation, biological process: oogenesis; meiotic DNA double-strand break processing involved in reciprocal meiotic recombination; homologous chromosome pairing at meiosis. The transcript has 10 exons. NCBI's taxonomy places the organism in Eukaryota, Metazoa, Chordata, Actinopteri, Cyprinodontiformes, Fundulidae. The record is from RefSeq and is a predicted model, not a curated record. The coding region runs from base 210 to 1145 and encodes 311 amino acids. Gene Ontology annotation, cellular component: central element.
GUUUCCUUUGGCGAACUUUAGGGUAUAUUUGUUCUUUCUAACCAGGAAAUAGAUUUGAAAGUUAACCCAUAUCAUUCCAUAUAGCUUAAUAAAAGUACCACAGUGUCCUUUCAUCCCAAAAGUUUUUAUUAUUUUAUCUAAUUGUUUAUUUUAUCUCCUUAAAUACAUUUUAAUCUCCUAAUUUAGCACUGUUAGCUACUUCAACCAACAUGAAGGAGCAGCAUUCACUCGAGAAUAUAGACAGCCUCUUUUUUCAGUUUGCUGUUAAAACUCGAGAGCUCUCUCAAAAGAGGAAUGAAAUCCAGCAACAAAUUAAAGUGUGCAGAACUGGCAUCACUGAGAAGAGGUCUUGCAUUGAAAUACUUCAAGGAUAUGUCAAGAAUCUUGAAGAGGAAAUCAGAGUGAAGGAGAGCGCUGUAACGAGGAAUAAGGAAAAGGCAAAAAGCUUGAAGGCGACCAACAGCCUGCUUCUUCAGUAUGAACAGACACUAAAGGCUGAACUAGACAGUAGGAAAAACAGCUUCAACCAUGACCAGGAACUCUAUGAAGAGAGGAUUGCAAGCUACAGACAGACACUGCAGUCACACAAAGAAACAUAUUUCCAAAACCCUGUCGCUCAGAAGCUCCUCCAGCUGCAGGCUGAAAUCGAGGAAACUGAGACCAGAAUUAAAGACUGUGACAACUGCAUGGCGAUGAAACAGAAGGAACUGCAACACCUCGCUGGUCCAGCCGUCACGUCUUACUCCAUUGAGAUGCUACCAGACAGUGUUUUAGGCCAGCCGGCCACAACAGAAGACGAACAAUCUGAACAGACCAUGGAUGGCGCCAUUGACAUCUCAUCUAUUGAUCUUAACCAAGCAGCUAGCGACCAUGAACCUGAUGUGGAAGCAAACACCGAGGCGAUGAACAGAGAAAACGAAGCGCAGGAUCCAGCCGGCUAUCUCUCUGCCCCUGACAAAACAAAUGAGGAGCUGUGGUCUCAUCAGCAGUUGGAUGAGCCAGGUCCACCAGAUGAAUUGCACUCUGAGACAGAGGAGCCCAGACAAUUCAAAAGAGGAACCGGUUCCAGUCGCUUCUCUAUUAACUGUGCAGCUUCCCACUUUAGCGGGUCCAGAGGAUGUCCCGAAGGAUGGCCUGCAGGAUGAAGCGCCUGAUGCAGAGCACCAUCAGGGAGCCUAUGAUUUCCCUCAAACAUCUCAAGAAACUGACCAAAAGUCUCUCUCUACAAAAGGAACAUCUGUAUCCUCAACCCCAACGUUUGC